UAUUUAUGGUGUUUGGAGUUAAAACAUCCCAACCAACACUUCGCAUUGCGCAUCCGUCUUGUAGUUUUCCGGAAAUUGACUUUAAACCAAGAAUGGGAUAACGUCGAACGAUAUUAAUGAAAGCAAGUGGAAACGAAUGGAAAAUCAGGAAAGUGGAUUUCUACUUUCUUUCAUAAAAUACAGAUUUGUCGGGCUGUAUUACGACCUAGUAAAUACAUUCAAACGUGUCACGAUUAUAGUGUAUGUGCACUCGGAUGUGGGUAUUGACAUCUCCAAUACCUAAAUAACAUAAUCACAAUCACAACUGUGUAUUUUUGUAAAUAAACAACAUUAACAGUUACACACAUAUGUAUCGGGAGAAGUGAUAUGACAUUUAAUGUUACGGCCGCAAUCCGAAAUUAAACCAGACGAAGAAGAAGAAUAUGUGACCGUCUGGAAAAACAAACGACGUGUUUCCGUGUGAAAUAGGAGUUCGGUCCAGCGAUCCAUUUCGGGGAACUGGCCUCCCAUGUGAGCUGGGUGAAGGCUAAGCUAGGCUAGUAGAAAACUCCUCCAAGGUUCCGUCAUCUUGUCCCGCUAUCUCCUUUUGUGUUCAUGUUGUUCUUCACCACAGUGGACAUUUUUACUCACCAGCACGCAAGCAUUCUUCACGAGCGACGAUCUAUUUGGUGAAGUUGAUUUCUAAUUGCAUUUGAUUCGAACUACAUACUGGAUCCCUAUUAGCCGCUGAGCUAGUAGCCGCGCAGUCAAAAUGGCGGACAACGAGGAUGAUAGUGGUUCUAGCAGAACAAUAACACCCGCUGAGCCGCCAAGCUCCUCGGCUCAGGCCCACGCCGCGGACUCCACGCAGCCCGAGGACGCCGUGUUGCCAGGCCCGGUCGCCCGCAGCGCCGAGGAGGCCGACGGUACGGAAGGCGUGACGGACGAGCAGCGCGGGAACAGUUUGCAUGCGGAAUCCGUUGAUCAGAGCGGCCAGCCCGGACAUGAGGAGCAGGCAAUGCCCGCCGCCGCUGGGGAGAGCUCCCAGCUAGUGGACUUCUUACAAACUUGCCCCGAGGAGCAAAGCAUCGUGGUGGGCGCGGACUUGACCAGCUUGGGCCCGGACAUGAGCAACACCACCAUCAUAUACGUCCAACCGGACGGCAGCCUGGUGGAGGGCUCCGGCUUGACCCCGGAGGAGCAACAGUCUCUCCUGGAACAGCUCACCAAGCAGCAGGUGGUCCAGGUGUCGGACUCGGAGGCUGCCCAGCUGCUCCAGCAGAGCCAGGCCAUCAAAACCACCACAGUCCAGAAUACGGCUCUAAACCCGACCCAGCUGCAGCAAGUCAUCAGCCAGGUGACCAAGUCCCAGCACCAAGUCCAGGCCCUGCAGCAGACGGUGAAGCAGGUGGUCCAGGUACAGACCGCUCCCCAGAGCAGCAACGUCUCGCAGCAGUUGAAGAGCAGCAGCACCAUCCAGGUGGGCCAGAAGAAGUCAGAACCAGUCAGGAUCCAGAUCCAGGCUCUUCCUAAACAGGAAGUGAAGCCCCGGCCCGUUCCCCAGCACGCCAAUCAGACUGUCAGUCAGCCACAGGUGACUCUGUCGGCCAAUGGCAGCGCACAGAUCAUUCACAUCCAGCCUGUGGUGGGUCAGCAGGGCCAGCAGUUGUUCCUGCAGCAGAAUUUGGGAGACCCCCCCAUCCAACUGCUCCUUCAAAGCCCCUCCCCCGUGGUGGGAUCGCUGCUCCCGUUGGUCCACAAGCUACCAGCUCAGACGUCCUCCGGUGUCGUCUCUCCUGCGGCGCACAAACACGUGUCCUCCUCCGUGCCUGUCACCUCCGCUGCCAAGACUCCGCCCACCCCCGCUGCUAAAUUUGCAAGCGUGUCGCUGAUAAAGACCCCCGCAAACGGCGCCGUGACGACCUCCGCUAAAAGCCCAGUCAAAGUAUCCGCGGCAGCUAAGACCUGCGAACCGGGUGCUUCGCCAACCCCCGCUCCGCUGACCCCGCCCUCCACAGCAGGCCGAGCUCUGCUGGCCCCGCCUCCUGCAACAAAGGAUGCAGAGAAAGAAAAGAAGAAGGUGAAGAAGAGAGAGAAGAAAGCUGUUAAAGUCCAGACCCGGUCCGGCCGGGUCUCCAGACCUCCCAAGUACAAAGCUAAAGACUACAAGUUCAUCAAGACGGAGGACUUGGCCGAAAGCCACCAGUCCGACUCCGACGACUACUCUGACAUGAGUAUGGAAGAGGAGGAGCGGGAGGUUGGCAGGAAGGAUGACUCCGCCCUCGACGACUCCAUGUCACUCACCUACAGCCACAAAUCCCGAUCCCACCGCUGCCAGACCUGCGACAAGGCCUACAUCGGCCCGGGUGGCCUGAACCGCCAUUACAAACUCAACCCGAGCCACGGGGAGCCGGAACCGUCCUGCGACACGCCACACGCCGCCAGCGACGAAAGCCAAUCACAGGAGCCCGCCUGCGUCGCCGCCAAAGAGGAGCUAAAUGACGACAAAGCUGUUGCCGAGGCAACCAGCACAGAGUCGGGCCUCGGAGCUGCCGGAGCAUUCCAAGGCCUCCACCACCGGGGUCCGGGCAGGCCCCGAGGGCGAGGACGGGGCAGGGGUCGGGGGCGAUCGCUGGGGUCGUCCCUCAAGUUUCCUCAGGUGUCAGGUGGCUUCAUCCGGAGGGGAGGGCGCCGCGGACGGCCUCCCAAGCUGGGCAUCGCCAUGGCAACGGCAGAGCAGCAGGUGGAAAGGAGAAGAGAACGCUUACAGGAGCUUGUGGACCAGUGCGAGGAUGAGGAGCUGAUGGACAUCGUUCUUCCUCGUUUGACCAAAGUCUUAAGUGUGUGGGAGAUGCUGCUGGCCAAGGUGGAACGUGCCGGUCCACCUCGUAGUCAUUUUCCGGAUAUUUACAAGGAGUUUGAGUCCCUGCAGACUCAUGUGAGACAAGCUGCCCAGGAUUACAUCAUGGCCCCUCUGGGCGGAGCUUCACCCCUCGAGAUCAGGAACAUUGAGGUGGCCAGGUGUCUGGGCAUCCUGGAUGAGGUGAAUCGGAUGAAGGUGCUCCCCGGAGCCUCUCCCGCUUUCAGUCUGAGUACUAAAAACAGCCGAUACAUGGAGAACUCCAAGAUGCUGCCGCCAUCCAAGCGCUUCAAGAUGGAGAACAGCGUUCCUCUGCACCAGAACGGCAUCGAGAGAACCGUUGUGAACCCUGCGAGCGGCGAAAAUCCAACAUCUAGCGUGGUCUCUCCGCCGCCACCCAUUCCAAGUGAAGCCAAAGUGUGCAGCUCCACCGCCACGGACUUAUCCCGCUCCACGGGGCCCACAGAGUCCCCUUCCCCCGUCACGCCCAUGGAGGUGACCGCAGGUAACCACCAGAAGGAGGAGGUCCCUCUAACAGAAGCUCAACACCAGAGCCAACAGGUGAACAUUCAGGACAAGUCCCCCCCGGCAUCCGCCCAGACACCCGAGUCCUGUCCAGUUCAGGAUGUGGCACCUGUGUGCCAGACUGCCUUGGAACUUGUAGAGUCUUGUCAAACAAAAGAACUUGAAGAGGGCCAGGAAAUCUACAUCCAGACGGAGGGGAUGACGGUCCAGCUAGCGGAACCCGGAGAAGAGCGCAUCGUCAUCGUCAACGGGCCGGACGGUACCACAAUGCACAUCCAGACCCCGGAAGGGGUCCCCCUGGAGGCAGUGCAGGCCCUGCUCGGCAUUGAGGCCUCUGAUGGAUCCAAACCAACCUGAUCCGUGACAGACUGGAUACUGCAGCUUUGACUUCUUGAUGAAUACUCAUUUUACUUUAUUUAUUUCUUAGCCUGUCACAUGACACAAGUCCAAGUCUUGAUGUUUACAUGAACCUGGUCCAUAAACCAUGAAAGUACUGGAUCGGUUCAUUCAUUCACCACAUCACGACUUUUUAAGAAACAGGAGUGUGGAUGUCAUUUUUUUUUGUUUUCAUAUUUGGACACGUGACAGAUGAUGUUUAUAUGUAGAUACUUAUGAAAAACAAAGUUGCACUAUUUUAUUACUUUUUAUAACAUGACCAUUUUCCAAGUGUACUCAUUAGAAAUAGUCCAUCUCCCUUCCAUAUGAUGCCGUUUCCUCAUUUCCAAUAAAAUCCGUCAGAGCAACA
Doryrhamphus excisus (bluestripe pipefish) is the source of this 4109-nucleotide messenger RNA. NCBI's taxonomy places the organism in Eukaryota, Metazoa, Chordata, Actinopteri, Syngnathiformes, Syngnathidae. The record is from RefSeq and is a predicted model, not a curated record.